AUGAGUAGAAAAAGAUCAGAAAAUGAGAAUGAUUCAGGACCAGUCACUCCUCAUGUCCCGGUGGAUAGAUUCGGUGUCCUGAAGCAAGAACAUGGCAAUUCUCCAGAGCGUUUCAGCAGCAAGUCUAGAUUGGCAUCAUCCACUGACCAUGACAGAGAGGAGAGAAAGGUGAGAAAAUGGAGGAAGAUGAUUGGUGUUGGAGGUAGUGAUUGGAAGCAUUAUGUGAGGAGAAAACCUAAUGUUGUCAAAAGGCGUAUACGAAAAGGGAUCCCGGAUCGCUUGAGAGGUCUUGUUUGGCAGUUAAUCUCAGGAAGCCGAGACCUUUUGCUUAUGAAUCCUGGUGUUUAUGAGCAAUUGGUGAUUUAUGAGACAUCGGCAUCAGAACUUGAUAUCAUUAGAGACAUAUCCCGUACUUUCCCAUCACAUGUUUUCUUUCAGAAGAGACAUGGACCUGGACAAAGAUCCUUGUACAAUGUCCUCAAGGCGUACUCAGUUUAUGACAGAGACGUUGGAUAUGUUCAGGGGAUGGGUUUUAUAGCCGGUCUGUUGCUCCUUUAUAUGAGCGAAGAAGAUGCGUUCUGGUUACUAGUUGCAUUACUCAAAGGAGCUGUUCAUGCUCCAAUGGAAGGAUUGUAUCAUGCAGGGCUUCCACUUGUACAGCAAUACUUGUUUCAGUUAGAAAACUUGGUAAGAGAAGUAAUUCCAAAGCUGGGAGAACAUUUUACAGAAGAAAUGAUAAAUCCGAGUAUGUAUGCAAGUCAAUGGUUCAUCACCGUCUUCUCUUAUUCGUUUCCUUUCCCUUUGGCUUUACGGAUAUGGGAUGUGUUUCUCUCUGAGGGUGUUAAAAUCGUGUUCAAAGUCGGAUUGGCAUUGUUGAACUAUUGCCAAGAGGAGUUGGUGAAGUUACCGUUUGAAAAACUCAUACAUGCUCUGAAAGUUUUCCCUGAAGAUGCAAUGAAUCCGGAUACUUUGCUUCCAUUGGCCUACUCCAUUAAGGUGUCAAAGCGUUUGGAAGAAUUGAAAGUGGAUUAUGAGAAGACUAUUGCCAAACCGGAGUCGUGCGUGAUUCACGCACCUAGCUUUUCCACAGUUUUGUCGUUCAAAGUCUUGCUGUUUCCUGAAUCAUCUAGAUCUGGUUUGAGGGUUUCGUUUGAUAUCUGGAUAAAGGAGUUUCUGGAAAGAAGGAAUUCAUAA
This is a messenger RNA of Microthlaspi erraticum, 1194 nucleotides long. The record is from the annotation of a GenBank genome assembly. Lineage: Eukaryota; Viridiplantae; Streptophyta; Magnoliopsida; Brassicales; Brassicaceae.